AUGGACCAUGCACCAAGUACAUGGGCACGGAUCACACAUCCAGUGUAUCUAUACGAGACGAACAAGCUAUCCCUGGGGUUCGUGGUGCUGACGGUUCUACAUCUGAGCGUGUGUUUUGUGUUGCUGGGCGUUUCCGCUUCUGAUUAUUUAUGUCCCAUAGUGGUGACCUUGACGAGCCAACGGAACCGGCCGCACAAGGGCAUUCUGGCAGCCAUCCUACUGGCAUGGUGCAAUUCGUCGCCCGACUUGUUCUCCAGUCUGAUGUCGUGGAACGCGGCCAACAAUGCCGCCGCCUUGUCUGUGGGUGAGGUGCUGGGCGCCUGCGGCGUUAUCAUCUGUGUGGUACAGGGCGCGAUAUUUAUGGUGAUGAGGUCUGCGUGGGUAAAUCUUAGCGCGGCGGAGCGCCAUUCGAUCAUCGUGGACCUACUGUUUGCGAUGCUGGCCGUCUGCAUUAUCGGCUACGUAUGCCUGAUGAACGCUGUGUCCGUCCUGGACUGCGUGGUAAUGUUGCUCAUCUACGCGGCCUACAUAGUGUCGAAGAUCUCUGCUGGCCAGCGGCACGCCCCCCCGACUAUUGAAGUAUCGAGUCCUGCGAACCAGUCCGACCAGAUGCCGCCGGAGCUUGUGGGGCCCUAUUCUGACAUGAAUGACAGCGACAGUCAGUUCUUCAUUUCUGACAUCGACACGGGCAUCAAGCCCAGUUUGCUAACUUCUAUCGACUACAAUAGCCUGCUCAAGGUCCUGGAGACCGCUAUGCCGCGCGAAACAGCCGACACCAUCUCGCUAGAGACUAUGGCAACACCGCACACCGAGCACCGCCCGGUCACAGAGCCGAACGAGCGCGUCGACCCAGCCAGGCAGCCGGGGAUCACCCGCACAGCCCCGCCAAUGUUCCAACCAUAUUCUGACAACCCCGAGUUGCAGUUGCUGACACCGCAGCCGCUGCGGUCCGAGGACCUCUUCAAGCGCCGCAUAAUGCAGCUCAAGUCAAACGCGCUCUACAUCUUUGCGCCGCAGCUGGCGAACUUCCGCGAGAAAAGCCAUGUCUCGCAGGUGCUGUCGGUCGCCCUGACGCCGUUCAUGCUCCUGCUCCGCAUCACCAUCCCACAGUACAGCAAGUUCGCCCAGGUGGCGCCAGGGGGCGCCUCUAUCUCGUUGCCGCGCACAACGAUCGCGAUGGCCGUCAUAAAUGCAGUCGCAGCGCCGCUAUGGGCGGUGAUGCUUUAUAUGUCCUUCGCUGAGUCCCGCGCGCCCGUCACGGUGUGGCUGCUCGCCGGUCUUGUCGCCACCGCGAUGCUCACCAUGACUGUGCUUCUCUACGCCCGUGUCCACCGUGCCGGCAAGUUCUCGCUCACGCCAGACCCGCAUACCUCCGUGGCCGACGCGGAGCGUGCCGCCCACACUGCCACGUACCUCUUCAACGGUAUCGGCGUGUGCUGCAGCAUGCUUUGGAUAUCCUACCUCGCCAACACCCUCAUCGAGAUCAUGACUCUCUACCAGCGCAUCACCGAUGUCUCCGAGGCCAUACUGGGCCUCACCAUUUUCUCGUGGGGCAACUCCGUCAGCGACCUAAUGUCUAACGUCGCCAUGGCCCGUCUCUACCACAAGCUGCCCGGCGACGAAGGGACGCAUCAGGACACUAAGUUCCUCGCAAUAUCCCUGGGUGCGUGCCUCGGCGGUGUACUACUAAACACCAUGAUCGGCGUUGGUAUCAGCGGGCUGGUAACCAUGCUGCCACUCAAGAGGUGGUCCAUCACGCUACGUGACCAGGGAGUAGAUAGCAAGUUUCUGGUUUCUUGCGUUGCCAUAGUACUACAGCUCAUAUUCCUUUUGUGGCUCUUUUUGACGAACGCACGCUUUUUACAGUCGCACAUGAAAACAGUGGGGCUGGCGAUGUGCGCCUGGUGGUUAGCGGCUACGUUACUCAACCUAGUACUUGAAGCCUCAAUAUAA
Eremothecium gossypii ATCC 10895 is the source of this 1953-nucleotide messenger RNA. It is a transcript of the gene ECM27, whose product is annotated as Ecm27p. The record is from RefSeq and is marked provisional. The transcript has a single exon. Gene Ontology annotation, cellular component: membrane. NCBI's taxonomy places the organism in Eukaryota, Fungi, Ascomycota, Saccharomycetes, Saccharomycetales, Saccharomycetaceae. Gene Ontology annotation, biological process: transmembrane transport; intracellular calcium ion homeostasis; monoatomic cation transport. Gene Ontology annotation, molecular function: monoatomic cation transmembrane transporter activity. Bases 1 to 1953 code for a protein of 650 amino acids.